Messenger RNA from Colletotrichum abscissum, 138 nucleotides. RefSeq lists its product as uncharacterized. The transcript has a single exon. The record is from RefSeq and is a predicted model, not a curated record. Lineage: Eukaryota; Fungi; Ascomycota; Sordariomycetes; Glomerellales; Glomerellaceae. Bases 1 to 138 code for a protein of 45 amino acids.
AUGCUUCACUAUUGUUACUCAAGACUCAUCUGGCAGUCUCGAAGUACUCAGCAAGUCCGGCCACUGGAUCAAGGCGGAUCCCAUCCCCGGCGCAUUCGUUGUCAACAUUGCCGACUGCUUCAUGAGACGGACAGAUGA